UUUUUCAGGGGUGUUCCCGUAGUAAGACGAAACAGUGGGUGUAGCCUACUAUCAUUACUACAACAGUCUUGUGAAGAUAAAAAAAAAUUCACAAUGUUUGAUCUCAAGCAAAAUUUUAUCUUUUAUUCUAGUUUUUCUUCAAGCAGCUAGUGACUGGAAAUUUAAACUGAGGGUGAGCAAAGAGGCUGACAAGCAUACAGUACCUUAGAAUGGCACAAAGAAUGUUUCAAGAAAGUGGGAAGGAUGGCCGCUCAGUUUUAGGAAUGCUAACAGUUCAGGUGGAAAGGGAUCCAAAGACAGGAGCUGCAGUGGUGAAGUCUGUGGCUCCCAUGACCACACCAGUCAGUGAGCCCCUGGCCACCACCGUCUUUGACGACGGCAGGAGAAGCAUCCAUGCGGUCUGUGAGUCAGGCUUUCAUCCCUCAACUGAAGAGCUCGGGCAGAUUUUGAGUUUUGUUGAUGACGUUGGGAUGCAAGUAAUGCUAGAUGAGGUCACGGUCACUGCAAAUGAAACAGAACCUAAGCUGGAUAAUGCAGAAGCCAACGGUGUUCCAGUCAAAAAAACACAAGCCUCUGUCAAUCGGUCUAUGUCUAAAGAAAACCAUCUGUCGGUAAACAGACACAUAAGUCCUAACUCUGAAGCUAACCUGAUGACAGAGGUCAGUGCGAGUAUGAGAUCUGAGAAGGAUGCAAAUGUGAUGGUGCUUAGAGACACAUCAGGAAAAGAGGUGACCAUGGAGGAUCAAGAUUUGGAGGAAAGCCCAGUUACACUUUUGUUCCUGGGGUACACUGAUUCCACAACUACCCAAGAAGACCCAAACAUGCUCACUGCUGAAAGAGUGAUCAUCUCAGAUGAUGGAGAGGAAAACAGUGUGGCAGAUCAGGGGGCAGGAAAAGAGAAUCCAAGCGAUAUGUAUCGAAACAUAUCCCCGAAGGAAAAUGUUCAAACAUCUCAAGUCCUGGAAGAUCGUGCUAAUAAAAAAUCCUCCGCGCCUGCUGCCGAGGAUGGAAAAAGCCCUUCUAAACGCAAGACCUGUCAGUGUUGUUCUGUCAUGUAAAAAGUGACCUAAUUUGAUCAAACUUGUAAUUUCCAAAAUGAAACUGCAUCAUUGAGGCCCACUUAACUCAAUUGACACACAUUAGACUUUUUUUUCUGACCAUCUGUUCCUUCCUUUUGAUUUUUAUUAACUAUACACAAACAUACGCACCCACACACAUCAUUAUGACAGCAUAAUGCUGUCAUUUGACAGUAACUGUGUAAUGGCAGUUUCACUGAGCUCUUUAAAAAAGCACUUUCUCCCCCUAGAGGUGAAAAGCAAGCAAUCCAAUAUGCAUGCAAAUGCAACUCGUCAGUCAACAACUCUAAAACGUCUUUGUUUACGUCAAGACCUUUUCUUUAUACAUGAGGGGGAAAAUAUUACAUUCUGUUGGAAGGGAUAAAAUGGUAGCAAAUCAACUUGUUAACUCUUUCACUGCCAGAUAUACAGUGAGGAGCAGAAGUAUUUGCACCUGUUGUGAUUUUGCAAGUUCACCCACUUAGAAAAUAGGUAGAGGAAAUUUCAAUCAUAGAUGCAUUUCCAUUUAUAGAGGCAUCAUCUAUUUUUUAAAAAAUAAUUAAAAAAUGAUUUUUCAAAUAAUUUUAUUUGUAUUGUACUGGGGUUAAUAAGUAUUUGUACCCCUGAGAAAAUUAGUGCUAAAAUUUAGUGCAGAAGCCUUUGUUUGCAGUUACAGACGUCAGAUACACAUAUGGCGACAGGGAUUUUAGGCCAUUCCUCCACACAAAUCUUCUCUAGUUCUGUCAUGUUUCGGGGCUGUCGUCAGGGGCGUUACUGGGGGGGGUGCAGUGCCCACUCACGAACACGCUCUGCCCACCCAAAGAAAACUGGAUGUAGUACUAACGGCAGUCUGGGCACCGCGUAUAGUAUCCCAUUCAUA
Molecule: messenger RNA, 1935 nt
Organism: Corythoichthys intestinalis (scribbled pipefish)
Lineage: Eukaryota; Metazoa; Chordata; Actinopteri; Syngnathiformes; Syngnathidae
Product: palmdelphin-like
Exons: 3
Coding region: 210-1058 (282 amino acids)
Source: RefSeq, a predicted model, not a curated record